Messenger RNA from Ylistrum balloti, 705 nucleotides. RefSeq lists its product as uncharacterized. The transcript has a single exon. The coding region runs from base 1 to 705 and encodes 234 amino acids. Lineage: Eukaryota; Metazoa; Mollusca; Bivalvia; Pectinida; Pectinidae. The record is from RefSeq and is a predicted model, not a curated record.
AUGUCACCGAGUCUAAAUCAGUAUGAUUGGAUAUCACCAGGUCUACUUAAGUGUGAUGGGAUAUUGCAAAGUCUUCAUCAGUGUGAUUGGAUGUCUCCAAGUCUAGUUAAGUGUGAUGGGAUGUCACCAAGUCUAGUUAAGUGUGAUGGGAUGUCACCAAGUCUACAUGAGUGUGAUGGGAUGUCACCAAGUCUACAUCAGCGUGAUUUGAUGUCACCAAGUCUAAAUCAGCAUGAUGGGAUGUCACCAAGUCUACAUCAGUGUGAUGGGGUGUCACUAAGUCUACAUCCGUGUGAUGGGAUGUCACCAAGUCUAAAUCAGUAUGAUUGGAUAUCACCAAGUCUACUUAAGUGUGAUGGGAUGUCACCAAGUCUACAUCAGUGUGAUGGGAUGUCACCAAGUCUACAUCAGGGUGAUGGGAUGUCACCAAGUCUACAUCAGUGUGAUGGGAUGUCACCAAGUCUACAUCAGUGUGAUGGGAUGUCGCCAAGUCUACAUCAGUGUGAUGGGAUGUCGCCAAGUCUACAUCAAUGUGAUGGGAUGUCACCAAGUCUGCAUCAAUGUGAUGGGAUGUCACCAAGUCUGCAUCAAUGUGAUGGGAUGUCACCAAGUCUGCAUCAGUGUGAUGGAUUGUCCUCUGAAGUCACACAAGAAGGAAUUCUGUUGACAAAAAUCGUCAAUGACUGUCGAAUCGAUGACAUCUAG